AAUACUGCAACUGCAAGGUUGGGAUGAUCUAUCGUUGCUUGUAGUAUCCUAUGCCACAGCCGGCUUUUGGCAGAUAUACGCCUAGUCAAAGUAAAUAGUGGGGCACAAUCCCAUUCCCGCUCAGCAGGAUGAUCGAGUCUUCGCCACUGAAAAACAUAUUUAUCUCGUAUAUAUGUAUGGCCUUGAUAUGGCUCAGCUCACAGAUUGACGGCUUUCCGAGCCAUGUCAUACUAUCCUUAGCGGUAACUACACCACCUACUUACUACCUGCUACUGCAACAAGAUGGCGCUGAAAAAAAUUCUACACCUCCCGUUCGAUCGGCAACUAAGCCUAAGCCUAAGACCGCUUCUAAGAUAGACUCUGGUGCUUUAUUAGGAAAGAAACUUAAACAAAAUACUUCUAAAGGAAAUGAGAAAAUCACCAGCGAAUGCGGAACGCCGGAGUAUUCACCGAUAAAGACUUGUGGAGAGAAGGAUUUUCAACCGGUG
This is a messenger RNA of Sphaeroforma arctica JP610, 488 nucleotides long. RefSeq lists its product as hypothetical. Lineage: Eukaryota; Ichthyosporea; Ichthyophonida. The record is from RefSeq and is a predicted model, not a curated record. The transcript has a single exon. The annotation marks the transcript as partial.